Messenger RNA from Halichondria panicea, 1400 nucleotides. RefSeq names its product cytoplasmic 60S subunit biogenesis factor ZNF622-like. Gene Ontology annotation, cellular component: preribosome, large subunit precursor. Lineage: Eukaryota; Metazoa; Porifera; Demospongiae; Suberitida; Halichondriidae. Gene Ontology annotation, biological process: RNA processing; ribosomal large subunit biogenesis. The record is from RefSeq and is a predicted model, not a curated record. The transcript has a single exon. Gene Ontology annotation, molecular function: nucleic acid binding; ribonuclease III activity; zinc ion binding. The coding region runs from base 183 to 1295 and encodes 370 amino acids.
UUUGAGGUUAGUGUUUUGCUGAGCUGUACCCUCGUGUGAUAAUUUAGUGAUUGCACCACUGAAAAGUAACUUUUCAAGACACUGUACUACGUACCUCUGACACUACCCUAGUCCCUGAUACUGAACUUCGAAGGACCAAAACCGGACAUAGAGAAAGUUGACCAGUGACCAGUGACCCUGUCAUGUCAAGUUUAAGCACUUACACCUGCAUAACAUGUCGAGUUUCUUUUGCUGAACCUGACAUCCAGAGGGCCCACUACAAAACUGACUGGCAUCGCUACAAUCUCAAGCGCAAAGUGGCAGAACUGCCACCAGUGACAGCAGAGAACUUUCAAGAUCGUGUGCUAAGCCAACAAGCACCCGCUAAAGAAGAAGCGAAACACCAAGUGUGUCAAGCUUGCAAAAAACAUUUUUCGUCUGAGAAUGCAUACACAAGUCAUCUACGAUCAAGAAAACACAAGGAAAAUGCUACUCGAAUACAUUCUAAAGAAAACGACUUGAAAGAAGACGACAUCGAGAAAAUUGCCGAUAAAUUGAAUGCAGUGAAUUCCAGCAACCAUUUUGAAACUGUUGAUGCUGAAAAGAUUGAUGAAGAAGACUCUGACGAUGAACCUGAGCCUUUGGAAAUUACUGAAUGCCUCUUCUGCCCUAACACGAGUAAAGACCUUGAAUCGAGCCUUAAACACAUGAGUGUCAAGCAUGGCUUUUUUGUUCCUGAUCUCCACUUCCUCGUCAACAUCAAAGGACUUAUUGAAUACCUGUGUGAGAAAGUUGGUUUAGGGCUUAUGUGCCUCUGGUGCAAUACGAAGGGGAAGGCUUUUCACUCGGUGGAAUCUGUGCAACAGCACAUGGUGGACAAGUGCCAUUGCAGAAUUUUUUUCGAAGGAGAUUCAGCCCUUGAAUAUGCUGAGUAUUUUGACUACACCCCAAGCUAUCCUGAGCAAAAAGAGGGCGAGACUUCGGCUACAUGUGAUACUAUUGUUCCUGAUAAUUCACUGAAAAUCUCUGACGAUCUUGAGCUAGUUCUCCCCUCUGGAGCAAAGGUUGGACAUCGAUCGUUGAAGCACACUUUCAAGCAGCAUUUGCCAACAUUUGAACAGCGAAAGGCUACUCUGGUUGGCCGCUUGAUGACACAGUAUCGUGCUCUGGGUUGGAAGGAGGACGGGGGAGAAGGAGUUCUGAAGAAGCAAAGAGAUGUGAAGUGGGCGCUCAAGAUGAAACAAGCCAGUGACAUGAGACUUAAAGUGAAAGCCAACAAAAUGCAACCUCAUUUGAGACCUCAAGUUGUAUUUUAAGCGUACUGUGUAUUAUAAUUUUGCACUAAAAUUCUUCACAUUUUAGUGUACUGGGUUUGAAUUGCCUUUGUAAAUGAUGUUCUGAAGUGUUUAUGAGGCAAAUUA